AUGCUCUCUCCCGAGGAACGCAGCCAAGCCUUGUCCAAACUUCCCGCUUGGAGUGAUGAUGCGAGUGGGGAUCGAAAUGCCAUUCAAAGGACGUUUGAAUUCCAGGAUUUUCAACAAGCAUGGACGUUCAUGACGGAUAUUGCCAAGGUGGCAGACGAAAUGGAUCAUCAUCCAGAAUGGUUCAAUGUCUACAACCGAGUCGAAGUCACAUUGACAACUCACGAUUGCAGUGGUGUCUCACAAAAGGACAUUUCUUUAGCAGAAACCAUGGAGUCCUGUGCCAAGAAAAUUCAAUCUCCAAACAAUAAUGACAAUUCGCCAACACCGGCCACUCUUACCUUCAAACCAACGUGUGAUUUGUUUGAUGACUACGAAGAUUCCGCUCGUGUCCCCACCGUAUCCUUUCUCAACUUGGGCGGCAAGAAACAAUUCUGUGGUACUGCCGUCACGGUCAAGUGCUUUGAAGACAAUUCACGAGUCAAGGAAUUCCUGGAGACAACCAAUGGCAAAGGCAAGGUACUGGUGGUGGACGGUGGUGGCUCGCAACGGCGCGCCCUCUUGGGAGAUAUGAUUGCCAAAAAAGCCGUCGACAAUCAAUGGGAGGGAUUGAUCGUAUACGCCAAUGUACGAGAUGUCGAGGAAUUGCGACAACUCAACCUUGGAGUCAUGGCGCUGGGAACGACACCCCGCAAAUCCGUGAGACGAGGCGAAGGUCAAGUCGACUUGCCCGUUCAAAUUGGGGAUGUUUGGUGUCGACCUGGAGAUCGCGUGUAUGCCGACGAAAAUGGAGUCCUGAUUGUGGACUAG
This is a messenger RNA of Seminavis robusta, 807 nucleotides long. The record is from the annotation of a GenBank genome assembly. Lineage: Eukaryota; Bacillariophyta; Bacillariophyceae; Naviculales; Naviculaceae.